CUGUCCCCCCCGUCUCCGCCGGAAGAUGUUGGGCUUGAUUUGCCGUCAGACAUUGUUGGCGAAUACCCAAAAAGUCGGCACCAGAUGUUUGGGAUCGAUAGUUCCGGUGUCGAACUCGCCGGACUUUCCACUGGAGAAUGAGCCGGUUCUUAGCUACAAGAAGGGCAGUCCAGAAAGAGUGGAGCUGGAGAAAGUCUUGGAUAAGAUGAGCAGCGAAUGCGAGGAGGUGCCAUUAGUUAUCGGAGAUGAGGAGAUCAAGACCAAUCUAUGCAGAUAUCAAGUCAUGCCACAUAAUCACAAGGAAAAAGUCGCCAAGUAUUACUGGGCAACGCCGCAGCUUGUGAAGAAAGCGAUUGACGUCGCGGUGAAGGCGCAGCGAGAAUGGGAGAAAUGUCCAAUCGAGAAGCGGUUAGAGAUGUGGUUGAGGAUAGCAGAUUUGAUGGCAACCAAGUACAGGCAACAUCUUAACGCUGCCACCAUGCUUGGUCAGAGUAAAACCGUGAUCCAAGCAGAGAUCGACAGCGCGGCGGAGCUGAUUGACUUUUUCAAAAUGCAUGCGUAUUUCGUGAAGGAGAGUCUCAAGUACCAGCCAAUCUCACCGGCUCAGACCCUCAACUCGAUGAGGUAUCGCGGUAUGGAUGGUUUCGUAGCGGCUGUGUCGCCCUUCAACUUCACCGCAAUUGGCGGUAAUCUCAGCUAUACGCCGGCACUGAUGGGUAACGCCGUACUCUGGAAGCCAUCCGACACUGCGUUAUUAUCCAACUGGUGGAUCUUUAAGAUAUGCAGAGAGGCCGGGGUGCCACCCGGCGUGGUGAAUUUUGUUCCUUGCGAAGGACCUGUGUUCGGCGAUACCAUCACGUCCUCGCCUCAUCUCUCCGGACUCAACUUCACUGGCUCGGUGCCGACGUUUAAUCGUCUAUGGAUCCAGAUUGGUCAGAAUCUUUCCAAAUACAGGAACUACCCGAAAUUAGUUGGUGAGUGCGGUGGCAAGAAUUAUCACUUUGUCCAUUCAAGUGCUGAUGUGGAAUCGGUUGUUUACGCGACGAUAAGAAGUGCAUUCGAGUUCAAUGGACAGAAGUGUUCCGCUUGCAGUAGAAUGUAUGUACCAGAAUCUCUAUGGUGCGAGAUAAAAGACAACCUCUUAGCUCUUCGUCAAAAACUCACAAUCGGUGAUAUUCGAGACUUCACUAUAUUCACCGGCGCUGUUAUAGAUGCCGUUGCGUUCAAACGAAUUUCCGAUUACAUCGAGUACGCGAAGAAAUCGCCCAAUUUGGAAAUUCUUGGCGGUGGAGGCUAUGAUGAUUCGUGCGGAUAUUUUAUCGAACCGACAAUAGUACAAUCCAAAGAUCCGAAAGAAAAACUAAUGACAGAAGAAAUAUUCGGCCCGGUGUUAACAAUAUAUGUUUACAAAGAUUGUGAGCUGGAUCAGACGGUAAAGUUAGUGGAAACAUCAACACCUUACGCCUUAACUGGAGCGAUAUUUACACAAGAUGAAAAAUGGGCGAAGCAGGCACUUGAAGAUUUUAAAUAUACUGCCGGUAAUUUUUAUAUCAACGAUAAAUCGACCGGUUCAGUAGUCGGUCAACAGCCAUUCGGUGGCAGUCGAAUGUCCGGUACAAAUGACAAAGCCGGCGGUCCUCACUAUCCUCUUCGCUGGAUGUCCCCGCAGUGUAUUAAAGAGACCUUCGCGCCCUUACGAGAAUACGACUAUCCUUACAUGAGAUGCUAAACACCAUAUUCGCUUGUUGUUAAUUCGGUGUGAUUAAUCUGGUAAUAUAUUGCCUGAUAGUUGCACGUUGCAAACCGAGAAACGUCAUAUUUUCAUCUGAUCGAGAAAUAAACAAACCGGGGCAAUAUACGGUGGUAUUACUACUCUGCUGCUUUAACUCAAUGAAUAAGAAAACAAACAAGAAGGAAAAAACAUUCAGUCCACCAUUCAAAUGAGGUAUCAUACAGAAAUACAUAGGAGAUUAAUGGAUUUACAAAAAUUUUUAAAGUAAACUAUAUAAUUUAGAAUUGCAACAGAAAAAAGCUCAAAAUUUUGAUUAUAGGAGCGGAUACGGUGAAAUAAAGCGUGCGGAGAUACCUUUUCUAUGAUAAAAUCUCACUUGAGUAAGAUUCUUGUCUUACGGUAUGAUAUUCUUAAUUUGCUUCCUGAUAAUUACAUAAAAUUAUUUAGUGAGAAUAUAAUUAGAUGGAAACAAAAAGUAUACCGUGUGACAAGAUUAUAAUGUCAAAUUAAUUUCAACGUGCAGAAAUUGACAAAACGAUUUCGCAUAAGAGGAUUUUCUUUCGAUAGGGAGCACAGUAAACUUGUGAACGCAAUUUUUGCGAUGCACAAUAGAGACACGACUAGAUUCAUAGAUAAAUUAAACGCUAAAGGGAGGAAAUCAGGCUCGCAGGUUACAGUAAGUGCACACAUAACUCGCCUUCGAAUGUUCCGUUGACAUCACCUCGUGAUGGAUACGGAAUUUCAGUGCGGCGAUUCUCCCGUGAUCGAUUAUAUUAGCUGCGGACGUCGCUUCGUAAGCCGCUAAACACGCUGUCUCGAUUACUCGUCGCCAGUAUAUUACCAAAGUAUUAUCUAACGUGCAUUUCGGAGACGUGUGAUCUCAUCACCGUGUGCCCGAUGUAUCCUUUCCCUUCUCUCAGUACAAUAACACUUUUAUAACUCGAGAGUUAUCGCAUCAUCGAUUGACGAGGGAACGCGAGCAAAACAACGCGUUUAUCUAUCGGUACAUGAUUACGUACAGUAACAAAAAGAGGUAUAUCUUUAAUCUCAUCGAAUUACAUCCGGGAUAUUGGAUAACGUAUUCGCUAUUGUCACCUGUCCUCAAUGUCGAUUGAAUAGAGCAAAAUAUUGUUAAUGUGAUCAAUAAAGCUUCGAUUUAAACCCCGUUUUUAGAUGCGAUAUUACCUAUAUUGUAAAUGAUGGAUUUCUUUUUUUACUACUAAGGAAAUUAUCAUGGGUUUCGCAGUUUCGAUGAUUUUCAGUUCCUUUCUAAUAACGUACUUUGUAAGAUUGUAUAUGCGGAAGACGUGUCACGUGAUCCCUUUGUAAUAGCUGAAGUAAGUACUCUUAACAUUUACAUUUACAUACACAUUUGUAUACGCACAUGUGUGUGUGCGUGUGUAUGUAUUCCCAGAUCUUUGAUCGUCUUAUAAUAUUGUUGAUCAUGUGAUGGGAUGUUUCGAGAGUUGAUAGGUGAUCGCCAAGAACAUAAUAAUUGACAAUAUGUUAUAUAUUGUGGCAAGUGUUACAGCGUUAUUUAAGUGAACGAUAGCAAUAAAGCAACAUAAAUCUAUAUAAUCUU
Molecule: messenger RNA, 3314 nt
Organism: Atta colombica
Lineage: Eukaryota; Metazoa; Arthropoda; Insecta; Hymenoptera; Formicidae
Gene: P5CDh1
Product: delta-1-pyrroline-5-carboxylate dehydrogenase, mitochondrial
Exons: 7
Coding region: 26-1729 (567 amino acids)
Cellular component (GO): mitochondrial matrix
Molecular function (GO): L-glutamate gamma-semialdehyde dehydrogenase (NAD+) activity
Source: RefSeq, a predicted model, not a curated record